AUGAUUGAUUUUCGAAGUUUUGGCACACCAUUUUUUGAGGUUUUGGCCCCAAACCUUCUGGGCCUUGCGGUUUUGUUCUUUGAGUGUUUGAGAGUGAUUCUUUGGGAUUUUGCAUUGAAUCCUUUUGGUGAUUUGAGUGAGGUGUUAACAAUGUUUGCAGCAGCCUUGCUGGAGAAACAAAUCAUUGUUGUUUGUUCUAAUUUGGGAAUCUUAUCUGCGUCAGUUUUGUCUAUUAUCCCUCUAAUACGUCCCUACCAAUGGCAAAGCCUGCUAAUGCCAGUUUUGCCAAAUGACAUGCUGGACUUCCUUGAUGCACCUGUUCCAUACAUAGUUGGUGUAAAGAACAAAACCAGUGAAGUGCAGUCAAAGUUGACCAGUGCCAUUCUGGUUGAUGUGAACAAGAACCAGGUAAAGGCACCAUCAAUACCACAAUUACCACAACACAAGGAGUUAUUUGCAUCCUUAAGUCCUUAUCAUGCAAAGCUUGUGGGAGAAAGUUAUUUGGGGAAGAAAAGACCAGUUUAUGAAUGCACAGAUGUGCAGAUUGAAGCUGCAAAGGGUUUUCUAGCAGUGUUAAGAUCUUAUUUGGAUUCACUUUGCUCUAAUCUUCGCUCGCAUACAAUUACAAAUGUACAAUCAAAUAAUGAUAAGGUGUCAUUGCUUUUAAAGGAGAGUUUCAUCGACUCAUACACUAGUCGUGAACGACCAUUUAUGAAGCUUUUUGUGGACACACAGCUUUUCUCUGUACAUACGGAUCUUGUUCUCUCAUUUAUCCAGAAGCAAUAGUGCUGUUAUGCAACUAUGGCCUCCAAUUGUAUUUUUGUUGCAACUUGAACGCAAGUUCAGAUAUGUAUGAACUGUUUAUUUAUAUUAGUUAGAUUUUAGUGUAGUUCAAAGUUGCUAUUUCUUAUGAUUAAUAGCAGAAAGUGUAAUAAAAACAAAAUCUCACUGCUUUAUCAAACACACUUGAAUAGUUUUGAUCAUGAAUUUUGUCAGCUUUAUUCCUAAAAUGAGUAUACAAAAUUUAUUAAGAUAAACCAAUUUUUGAGGUUAUCGUUGUAUCCUAGAUGUUGUAUUACUUGUGCCACUCAAUAAAGCUUAAUCGUUGUCAAUUUGAUUGGAUUGACAGCACAUUUAUCUU
Molecule: messenger RNA, 1141 nt
Organism: Pistacia vera
Lineage: Eukaryota; Viridiplantae; Streptophyta; Magnoliopsida; Sapindales; Anacardiaceae
Product: DENN domain-containing protein 1B-like
Exons: 9
Coding region: 1-786 (261 amino acids)
Source: RefSeq, a predicted model, not a curated record